AUGAUAAAAGAAACUAAUGUCGAUGUACAAAUGCAUCUGAGACAAAUCCUUCAGUCGAUUCACGACAACCCGCAUUUUGUAGCUACAAGAGGCCCCAAGGAGAGGGCUGAGAUGGAUAAAAUGUUGCGCGCUUUUAUUUUUCGAUACCUCUAUUACUUGAUAUCCAAAAAUGGUGAACAUUUACCACUGUUGUUCAAUGCUACUUCACGAGAAAAGUUCCCAAACUCUUUGGAGGAUGCGAUCAAUGUCGAAAGUGCAGCAAUGUCCAAAAAUGAUCCCUUCUAUGUGAUUGAUGAUUCGGUGGCUCAUAUGAGCUACAAGCACACGGGCCGGAACUGUGGCAGGAAAUUUCAAAUAGGAGAGCCCAUUUACCGUUGUAAGGAGUGUAGUUAUGAUGAUACGUGUGUUUUAUGCAUUCACUGUUUUAACCCUAAUGAUCACGUCGAUCAUCAUGUAUAUACUAGCAUCUGCACUCCUGUUAAUAAUGGUAUUUGUGAUUGUGGUGAUAAGGAAGCUUGGCAUGUCCCACUCCACUGUAAAGCAGAAGAUGAAGAGAACGACUUCGAUUCCGAUGAUGUUUUUCAAACGGAAGAAAUGAUCAAUUUAUUCGAAGUAAUUCUUACUGAGCUAUUUGAUCACUUUAUUGACGUUUUCAAUCAAAACAUUGAGCCUUUGCCUACGAUUCAAAAGGAUGUGACCAUGAAGCUUCGUGAAAUGGUUCAACAGGGAAAGCUCUACGAAAGAGCAAUGUUGCUUAAAGAUUUGGCUUACGCAAAUCCAUAUAUUGAGAAACAGCGCGAGAAGCUACGCACUUCAUCUCCUUCAUUUGACGAAAGCUCUAUGAUGGAUCACGCAGAUUAUACUGUGUUGAUCUACAACGAUGAGUAUCAUAACUACACCCAGGCAACAGCUGCUCUCAGACAGGGAAUACCUGAUAAUAAACACACUGACUUACUUACCGCAAGGAUAGAUGGCGAAGGACGUGCAAUGCUAAAGUGUUCUCAUGAUUUAUCUGCGGUGGUUGGUGGCUUCUUUGCUGUACAAACAAAUGGCCUUAGCGCGACAUUAACGACAUGGUCCGAGUAUAUUCACCAGGAGACAUGUAAAUAUAUCAUAGCAUGGAUAAACCAUUGUCUGACUAUACCACAGGCCACUUUUCAAAAGACUUUCAGGGACGCGAUGGGCAAAGUUUUAUGCUCAACGUCAGAACGGGCAGGCGAAAUGGUUGAUAUGAGUAUUACUGUAGACAAAUACUUCGGUAAUAGGUUCGGAGAGGAUUAUCCAUACAAGUAUGCUGAUCUGUCGGUCCUCGACAGGCAUAACACAAUUCCAUUAAGUCAUCAUAAAGUCCUACCAGAAAGUGAGACCAAUUACAUUUCUCCAACUUUAAAUGGCGUUCAACAACCUAAGGACAAACACUAUCUGAACUCCAGACUCCAGAAAAUUUUGUUUUUCGAUAACAGAUACUGGAAACGGUUAAGGAAGGACGUUCAGGAUAUGAUUAUUCCCACUUUAGCGUCAAGUCUUGAGUUCAAGCCUCUCUUCUGCUUUCAUUUGGUGGAAAUUUUCAAUCACAUGACAAGGUCGGUAGCAUUUAUGGAUAGAGAACCACAACUGACUGCCUUGAGAGAAAGCGUGGUACAAUUAUUCACUUGUCCUACAAAUGCUGCAACCAUAUUCGAAAAUGGGAGCUUUACGGACAUAAUGUGGUCAGUGAUUGAUAUAUUUACUGAAUUUUGCAAAGUUGAAGGGGGGCUUCUGAUAUGGCAACGUGUGCAGAAGAGUAAUCCUACCAAGAGCUAUAGCAUAUCCUUUAAACAAGGCCUCUAUGCUGUGGAGACAAUUUUGAGUAAAAUCGGAAACCCUAAUUUCAUACUGAAGCCCACAGACUUUAUUUCAAUUGUGACGUUAUGCAAACUCUUCAACGGAGCUUGGAAGAUCAAAAGAAAGGAAGGGGAGCACGUCUUAAGAGAAGAUCAACAUUUCAUUCCGCAUUUGGAAUACACAACCUCGAUUUAUAGCAUUGUCCAAACUAUCGAUAAAGUUUUGGAGAAUUCACGUGAUUCGGUUGACGAGGGAAUGCUCCUGAAUGCUAUCAGACUGCUAAAUACAUUCUUGGGUACAAGAACUCUUCCUUAUAAAAUUGUUUUUGGCUCACACGAAGUCGUUAAGUUCAAAGUAAGCAAGCAGCGUGUGGCAUUUAUGAAUCCCGUUCACACCCUUUUGUCCUUUUUGAUUGAAAAAGUACCGCUAAGGAAGGCAUUUGAAGCGAUUUCUGCGUGCAACGACUUCCUGACCAUAUCUGAUUUCCCAUUAAGAUCGGUUGUUUUAUGCUCUCAGAUUGACGUUGGGUUUUGGGUUAGAAAUGGUAUGUCUGUGUUGCACCAGUCAUCCUAUUAUAAGAAGAAUCCUGAAAUGGCGUGUUAUAUUCGGGAUAUUCAUUUGAAUCAAAUAGCCUUUUUGAGGGAGAAGAACGAUCUCAUUAGGUUAACUUACAACAUGCUGGAUAGAUGGGAAUUGUUGGAAUGGUUUGGAGGUGAAGAAGACUUUUUGCAUACCGUUUAUGAGGAUAAGAUUGUUCAUAUUUUGCAGCAGUUCAUUGCAUUCGUUUACCAGUUACUUUCAGAGCGACAAUCAUUCAAGAAGUUUAAGUCUGCGGAGGACAAAGAGUAUCAUCAAAUUAAAAAUGCAAUAAUAUAUGGCCUUUACACGGAGCCUCUUUCUUAUUCGAGCUUGUUGAAGGCUGUGCCGGAUUACCUGACAGAAAUUACUACUCAAUUUGAUAGAGCAUUGGAGGAGGUUUCUAUAUAUGUGGAACCACGAGGUUUGGAGGAUAACGGUGUUUUCAGGCUUAAACAGGAUUAUUAUAAAAAGAUAGACCCCCUUCAACUUUUAAACAUGGAGAACGAUUUUGAGCAUAGUGCUUCAAUUAUUAAGUAUCACCUCGCAGAAGGAGGAAAAAACGCUGCAAAAGUAGUUUUACAGCCUCAAUUGAUAUCUCCCAACGUGAUGGAUGAGGACUCGAAGUGUCUGGGCAGCUUUACGAGAACAAGUUUAUUUUCAAAGUUUAUUUAUAAGGCACUUCAGACAAGUAUUGAUCUCGAUGAGGGAACAUACAUAUAUGCACUAUUGCAUUUGAUUCAUGGCAUUUUGAGGGAUGAAGAGCUCGUAAACGGUCACGAAUCUAUCCCUGAUUGCUACAUUUCUAAACCUAUUUGCAAUUUGUUAUUAACAAUCGUUGAGUCCAAAUCUGGGGUAUUCUCUGAAAAUGUUAUUGCUAAAGCAGACUAUUUAUUGGAAAAUAUGAUUUGGAAGAAGCCGGCCGCGGUUUUGGAAUCAUUGGUGGCAUGUUUUGGUCAAAAUCAUGUAGAUGCUUACAAGGCAAGAAAGCUUAAUCAAGGUGUGAAUUUUGAAGAAAGCGAGAAAGAGAAGAAGAAGCGGUUAGCGAAAGCCCGUCAAGAAAGAAUUUUAGCCAAAUUUAGUAGGCAGCAAAAUAAGUUCAUGAAGGAGAACGAAUCCCAAUUUGCGAAUGACGGAAAUGAUGUCGAAAUGACAGAUCAGCACGGUGUGGAUACUCUCGAAGAGUUCACAUGUGCCCUAUGCCAAGACUCUACCUCGGUUGACUCAUUUGUCAUUCCUGUUUACCAUGAAAACUCCCCCAUUUUUAGAAAUGGGGAUAUUCAUAACGUUCAAGAAUUCGCGAAGCCUUGGCAUGGGUUUUAUAAUGAGUACGAUCAUCCAACAAUUCAUGAUGACGAAACUCUAGAGAAUUAUAGAGAAGAUGGCGCUCGCGGGUCUAAGAAAGUAUUUGUUUCCUGCAAUCAUUACAUUCACUAUAAAUGUUUUAAGCGUUAUGCGCAGAAAAAAAGAUUUUCAACUAAUUCCUUCAUCUGUCCUUUAUGUCAAACCUUUUCGAACUGCGUACUUCCAGUUUGUCGCAAUACUACCGCGGAUGACAUUAUGAAUCUGAGUGGCUUGAUAAGAAACACCAAUUCAGAAGACAACAUUGCAAAAAUACUGAAGACUGAUACUACCGAGGAUUUUAAUAACGUCUUCAAUAUGUUCCUUGAGAUAAACAAUAAGAACAUGAACUACGAUAGAAAUUGCAGUGCCUCACCAGAUUUUCAGCGCUCUGAUGUUUCGUUUAUUUUGGCAGUCCACUGGGCGAAUACAAUAUCGAUGGUAGAGGUAUCUACGAGAAUUAGUGAUCAUCCACACGAUGAUCUUCUAAAAGGAAAUGAGCAAAAAUUCAGAACAUUGAAGAAUGUUCUGGCUUCUAUUGCAUGGCUUUAUAAAGUUAUUGGCAAACCAAGCCCAGAUCACAUACCUUAUAUCAAUAAGAAUGGAGUUGUUUGGAAUCAGAAUCAAUUGUUUCAAUAUAUUGUGCGGACCUCUCUAUUUACUUCUUCUUCGAUUGCGGAUGUUAUUACUAAUGCUCUCUCUGUGUUUUCCAAGCAGCUGGUAGUUGACUUCACCAAAGGUAUGCUUCCUACUGCUAUCGAAAAAAUGCAUCGUACAGCAAGUGAUGAAGGUGUUCUCUUUGAAGUGAAUGAAAGUAUGUGGAUGUCCUUACGUAAGGUUUGCGACAUCGGUAUAAGCGACGCUGAUAUGAGUAAGAAGUUAUAUGAUCUCGCAUUUACUUGUUUGCUCAAAAAUAUUUUACCGACGCUGAGAAGAUGCUUGAUUUUCGUUAAAGUCAUGAGCAAUUUAGUUUUCGGUGAUGAAAAGAGGGUUGAGAUUGAUGAAAUAGGUCUGGAAUCCGACCUUGGCAGUUCAAAAGAUUUGCCGCAAUAUGUUGAUCAGAUAAUUAAACUAAUCACUACUUCAACUUCGCUACAAGAUAUUUUAUUGCAAUGCGUUGCAACCUCUAAUGCUCUCAAUGACCCAUAUUUGAGUGGCAUCCCCUACGAGUUUACAGGUGUCGUUAAAUUAGUUGAUCUUGCCAAAUACCUCAAUACUUAUGUUACUAAUUCGAAGGAGGUUAAACUGCGGGAUGAGCACCCACUUCACAUGAAAAACGUUGACAACAGGCUUGAUUUCAAAAUAUGUCUUGCCUGUGGGGUCAAAGUUCACCUCAGAUCUGACCAUACUGAGCUUGUCAAACAUUUGAUGAAGCAUUGCUUCAAGCCAUUUGGCUUGUUUUUGAUCCCCAACGUAAGUGAGGUGUGCAUGGUAUUAACAAACCCACGCUCGUCUAUUUCAAUUUCUGCACCAUACUUGAAUUCUCACGGAGAGUCUGGACGUAACGCAAUUCAACGUGGAGACUUAACUGUGUUAAACUUAAAGCGAUACGAGCACUUGAACAGGGUCUGGAUUAAUAAUGAAAUUCCAGGGUAUAUCAGUAGAAUCAUGGGUGACGAGUUUAGGGUUUCGAUCAUAUCCAAUGGAAUGGUCUUCAAUUUCAACCGAAAUGUCCUUAGAAGACCACGUCCGACUAAUAAUGAUGGCGAGGAUGAUGAAAGCAGUAGCAGCGAAGGCGAGGACGAUGACAUGGAUGGAACGGAAGAAAUGCGCUGGGAAUUUAGGCCGGAGGAUAUACUUGAAGAUGAUACCGUAUUUAGACUUGGUGGGGCAGCACCGGUUCAAGGCGGUGAUAUUAGAGACUUCUUCCAGUUCAUCACCAAUUUAAGAAAUGAAGCUGAUCUUCCUGACACUACAAUGGAAGCGGCAGGCGAGAAUAUAUUUGUGCCGCAAUUUCAGAUUCCCAGAUUUAGAGGCACAAAUCCGCCAACAGACGAUGAGGAAACUGAAAAUAAUGACGACGAUUUAAACGAAAGUGAUGCUUAG
This is a messenger RNA of Lachancea fermentati, 5787 nucleotides long. The record is from the annotation of a GenBank genome assembly. NCBI's taxonomy places the organism in Eukaryota, Fungi, Ascomycota, Saccharomycetes, Saccharomycetales, Saccharomycetaceae.